This is a messenger RNA of Drosophila obscura, 4433 nucleotides long. RefSeq names its product polyhomeotic-proximal chromatin protein. Lineage: Eukaryota; Metazoa; Arthropoda; Insecta; Diptera; Drosophilidae. The transcript is spliced from 7 exons. The coding region runs from base 372 to 3998 and encodes 1208 amino acids. The record is from RefSeq and is a predicted model, not a curated record.
CGUUUAAUGAUCUUCAGUUAGUCUUCGAACUUUUACCGGACCAGUCGUGUCUGUGGCUUCCACCUGCAGCUCCCAGUUCCUCAGCGCGCCUCAAACGUUAACGGAAUUUUAAACAGAUCCGAAAAAAGAAACAGAAACUGCAUCAUUUGCAUAAAGCAAAUAGAAAACGAUUCGAAACGAAAAUAACUCUGGCAAAAGUUGAAUUGGAUUUUGAUUUUGUGUUUCGUUUGGUUGUCUUGUCGUUUCCCUGUCGCAUAUCAGACAGACAUUUCUCGCGCGCCCUUCCAUCGUGUUUGUUUUAUAAGAAAAUAGUGCAACGAUAUUGGAUUGAUCCAACAUAAAAUAUAUUGGACUCGGUGUUUCGGUGAAUCAUGCGAGUCUCAUUGGCACUGUGGGGCACUCUGUGCCUGUGGGUGGUCACGGCGAAUGCACAGGGAUUUAUUCCGCCACCCAAUGCGGGGCUUCAUAAUGCGCCGCCCUUUCACAACUCGCAUCGCCGCCAGCUGAAUCUGCAGCAGUACAAUCAGCAAAACUUUGUCCAGGCGGGCGUCGAGUUGCCCAUUCCCCACCGCCAGCAGCAGCAGCAGCAGCAGCAACACACCCAUCUGCACCACCAGGCACCGCAGCAGCAUCGUUUCGGCCAGUUCCCACAGCAGCAGCACCAGCAGCAGCAGCCACCGUCCCCCACCCAGCAGCAGCCCCAUGGCAAUCAACAGUUCCAACGGUCCACUCAAAGCCAACUGCAAACGGCUCCUCAAUUCCCUCAGCAGCAGCAGCAGCAACAGCAACAGACGCAGCAGCAGCUUCCCUCGGCUUCCAGCAAUCUGGAUCUGCAUCAUCAGAACUUCUUGGACUUGCGUAACUACGCUGGUUCCCAGCAGCAACAGCACCCCCAUCAACAGCAGCAACAGCAACACCAACAACAACAACAGUUGCCCCAACGCCACAAGCAAUUUGAUUCCCGCUUGCAGUCCACAGCCUUUCCACCACAGCCCUCGAGGGAGACCUACCAGCAACAGCAGUUGCAGCAACAGCAAACCCAACAGCAGUUUGCCUUCCAGCAGCCCCAGCAGUUCGGAUCCCAAGUUCUGCCUCAGACCACACAGAAGCUGCCCAGCCAGGCGCCCGUCCCCACCUUCCAGACCAUUCCACAACAAGCUGGCCAGUUCAACUAUCAGCAACAGCCAGCCCUGCCGCAGUACCAGUUGACACCCCAGCUGGGUCUGCCUGUACCACCUCUCUUCAGCACCUUGCAAUCCACACCCUUCCCAGCGCAGCCCACGAGAGAAGCCUUCCAACAGCAGCCGCAGCAGCAGCAGCAGCAGCCCCAAGGUCAGCAAUUCCAGCACCAAUUUGUGAAUGCUCCCGCUCAGCCCCAGCCAGCAGAUCAGGAGUACAAGCAAAAGCUCAUCCAGAAGCACGAGCAGUUUGUGGCCAAGCAGUACGAGAAGUCGCAGCACAAGGUGCGCCAACAGCAUGAGGACUUCCUCAACAAGCAGCACCAGAUCAAGCAGCACAUCCUGCCGACGAUCAUCACCCAGCAUAACGGCAACUAUCAGCACUCGCCCUAUGGCGGCGGACCGCCACGUGGACGUCCGGUGGCCCAUCCCACCGAUUACAACCAGUUCAGCAGCGCCCUCCAGCAGUACUACAAGGAGCAUCCAACCACGACAACGACCACGACAACGACAACAACCACCGAGGCCACCACCACGCCCAAGAAGAACAUCUACGCCCAGGUCAAGUCGGAGCUCGGAAAGUUUCCCAGCCAGAAGGGAACUGCCAAGAAGCCAGUCAAGACCUUUGCCCGGGAUGAUCUGUUGAAGCAGCUGAAGGCAGCCCUCUCAGAGGCCCCGCAGCAACCCCUGACCGGCAAUAAUACCUACGACGAAAUGGAUCUUUUGCUGCCCAACGGCCAGAGAGUCCAGGUGAUCCGCACCACGGACCCCAACCUCGUGCAGGGCCAGAAAGCAUAUUCCCAGGAGCAGCUGCAGACUCUGCUGGCCCAACAGGCGCUCGGAUCUGAGGCCAAGCUGAGCCUCAGCGAUGUGGCGCCCAGCAAGAGUAAGGAUCUGGAACUGCCCGGUGGUGGUAAGGUGCAAAUCCUGCGUUCUCCAGAUCCCCAGGAGUCCGACACCCUCCCAACCGGAUCGCUGCCCGGAGGUGUGGAUCUGUCCAGUCUGGCAGCUCUAUAUGGUGGUGGUGCCGGGGACAUACAGGGAAUUAGCAGUGGAGCCAACAGCAUCGCCAGCUCGGCCGUUAUCACUUCAGAUUCGGAUGAGCCACCCUCCUUGGCGGAGCUGGCCCAGCGCGGACUCAUCCCCGAUGGCUAUGAGAUCGAGGGUCUGAGCCCAAAGUCCGAGCCCAAGGCAACGCCUGCACCGGCGGCAUUGCCGGCCAAGAAGAAGGCCACCUACGUGUACCUCGAGGAGCAGGCCGACGGCAGCUUCAAGAUCCAGGGAGUCAAGGCCAAUGGCGAGAAGGAGACCAAGCAGACUGGAGCGGAAGUCGAGAGCAUUUUGGAGAGGAUCAGGAGCGGUGAGAUCAAGCUGCCACCUUCUGUGUCCCGCCUGACGCUGCCCAACGACGAGCUGGUGGAGAUCAAGAGCGGAAAGAUCAUCCAGACCACCCGUGCCCCACUCACAACGAGCAGCAGCACAACUACCACCACAACGACCACACCGGCUCCAUUCGUAUCCCGCGGCACGCCCAGCAAUCAUCGUCAGUACCAUCCCUCCAGGACAUCGACCACCAGCACAACCACCAGUGCACCCUACACACCCCGCCACAGCCCCAUUUAUGAGAGCAGCACCGCCAAUGCGGCAGCUGCGAGCCUGAUCCGCACCACGCCCGCUCCAGUGUACAGCUCUUCGCCGGUGACCGCUGCUUCGUACCUGGGAGGUGGCUCGGUCUCCACCCACUUGCCGGUGACUGCUUCUUCGUACCUGGGAGGCGGCUCCGUCUCCACCCACCUGCCGGUGGUCACCGAACGUCUCUCGGAUCUGGCCCACACACAGGAUCUGCUGCCACCUGUGCCUCAGUAUGCGGACGCCCUUGUCCAGGAGACCGAGAACACAGAGAAGGCAGCCCAGGCUGGUCCGGGUGUGUCCUCCGUCCUGUCCAAUCCGAGUGAGGAUCUGCUGCAGAUAUUGAAGUCGAAUGGCCUCUUCGCCAUGGCCAAGUACCUCCGCCAGUCGGGCUUGGACAGCAUUCUGAACGAGACCGGACCAUACACCAUCUUUGUGCCCACUGACAAGGCCUUUAAAAAUCUCCUAGUACAAUUGGGUGGACCCGAGCGCGCCGAGGAGAAAUUCCAGUCCAAUCCAAGGCUGCUGAGUGGGCUAUUGCUGCACCAUGUGAUCCCCGGAGCCUUUGAAAUUGCCACGCUGCAAGACGAGAUGACGGGCGUGUCUCUGGCUGGAACGCAGCUCCGCGUCAAUCAGUAUAACAUGCACGACCAGGAGUGGAACGAUGUCACUCUCACUACCAUCAAUGGGGCCAUGGUUGUGCUGAACAAAAAGGAUAUCAAGAUCCCACAGGGAGUGGCGCAUGCCGUGGAUCGUGUUAUGUUCCCACUGCCGGUGGGGGAUCUUCUGCAGACUCUGCAAUCUGAUCGCGAGGGUCGCUUUAGCAACUUCCUCAAGAUCCUAUACACCUCUGGGCUAUCCGAGAAGCUGCAGAGCAAGGGUGUAAAAACGUACACUGUUUUCGCUCCUGUGGACAAGAGCUUCAGCGAAUUGGACUCGGACACGCUGGAGAAGCUCUACAACGACAAGGAAGCCGCUGAGCAGUUUGCCAUGAAGCACAUAGUGCCUGGAGCUCUCUUCUCCGCCGGUAUGCGCUUCUACCAGGUUAAGGACUCGCUGUACACGGGCAAGACCGUGAUUCUGCAGAAGACGUCUGCUGGCAAGAUCAAGGUCAACGAUGCCCAGAUGGUCACAUCGAACAUCCCCGCCACCAAUGGAGUGAUCCAUGCCCUGGACGGCGUUCUUGCGUGAAGAGAUUAAAAACUGUCUAAGGAGAUUAUAUCGGCCUUGUUAUAGCAGUUUUUCGUUUAGCCUUAAGAGUUAGAUUAAGCGAGGAAGAGAAGGAGUCUUCAUCAACCACAUCAAAAAUUGUUAGUGAAAUCUUGCCAACGCCUUGGGAGGACCGAAAAAAUUGCCGUCUUUCGAAAACUGGUGCAAAUCCACAAAGAGACAAAGAAGAUGUACACAAAGAUUUGGUGCUUCCAUGAACUUUCCUGUAUUUUUCUUUUUCGCCUUCAUAAAACAGUCAUUACAAAUAGUUCAAUUUAAGAGAAGAGAAAAAAUGUGUAAAAACCAAGAGUAUGGAAACAGAAUGGGAUCUAAUCUAAGUUCAUAUCUAAUUUAUUAUUUUGGCAUUACAUUAAAUGCAAAUUAAUUUACAAAAUUCUGUAAAAUAAACAAAAUAUA